This is a messenger RNA of Pogonomyrmex barbatus (red harvester ant), 4907 nucleotides long. RefSeq names its product kinesin-like protein 10A (gene Klp10A). The record is from RefSeq and is a predicted model, not a curated record. Gene Ontology annotation, cellular component: microtubule. Gene Ontology annotation, biological process: microtubule depolymerization; microtubule-based movement. Gene Ontology annotation, molecular function: microtubule motor activity; microtubule binding; ATP binding. NCBI's taxonomy places the organism in Eukaryota, Metazoa, Arthropoda, Insecta, Hymenoptera, Formicidae.
ACUCGAAUUUCUUCACCGACUUGUAAAACCAAUAUGGAUUGGUUAUCUCUUUGUGUCUGUGGUACGAAGCGCAAUCUCAAUGAUAGAAAGGCCAAGAAAGAAGGAAGACGCAAGAAGAACAAGAAAUCCAAAAAGAAUUCCAAGCAGAAGGGAUCUCAUGAAGCGCCGCCAUUUAUCGUCGAUGAGUUUUCGCGCAAAUUGCAGGACGAGGAGCCAAUCGAGAAGGAAAUUGCGGGGAGAGAAUGGUUGAACGGAGAAGUUGUUAAUUACCUCGAUGAUAGCGCGAAAAAUCAGAUCGGGUCAAACGAUCAAACUGAUCCAUCGAAAGUCGACGACUCGCCGAUCAAUCCCUGGCCUUCUCAAAUCGACGACGAUCAUGAAAGCUUUGAGAAGGAUUCGGAAAGAAACGUGGGCGAAUCCGAGCCAGGACCACGUGAUAUCGAUUACUACUACGACAAUGUGGUUCUACAUUCGAGAUGUGGCUCGAGUACGGCCGAUGAAAACGAGAAGCAAUUCAACUACAUCUCGGAUGAGAAAGAACACGAUGAAGAGGCGGAUCUGGAUGAUUCUAUUCCAAUAUCGAUGACUUCCGAAGAGCCUGAAGAUUUAUCCUGGAAAUCUGAAGUAAAAAAUAAACAGGAUUCGGUUUUGAGAUCGAGUUUUGAUAAAAAAUCCGGGGAGAGAAUUUCGUCUAGAAUUAAUUUUUCUAACGAGGAGCGGGGAAAAUCGAAGGUGAAAGAAUCCUCGAGGAAAGGCUCCAGGAACGUUCUUCCGCCGAUCAAAGGGAAAUCUCCCAUCGAAACUUGCAACUUGAGUAAUGAGGAAGCCCACGUGGAAACGAAUAAAUUUGGUUUUAAGAAAAUUGCGGCGUUUUGUGAACGAAAUGAAGUUCGACGAAAAUUGAACUCGUGCAGCUUCGAGAUUCGAUCGUUCGAAGAUGAAGCGCGAGGUGAAAAGACGACGAGGACUCGGGGUGAAGGGUCCAUGAUACCCAGACUUGCAUCCCCCAUGAGGCAGGGAAUGGCAUCGACCAAAAGCAACAGCGAUAAAUCGGGGAUCAUACAAAAUGGUCGCGUUCACUCGGCAGUCGUCUCCGGUGUCAACUUAGAACAGCGCACCGUAACUGUAGAAUGGUUCGAGAGAGGAGAAACCAAAGGCAAAGAGGUGGAGAUCGAUGCGAUUCUCGCCCUGAAUCGCGAUUUGAACCAAAAGAUGAUGGGACCACCGCCACAGAUGAUGAACAACCAUAUGUUGGCAUCCUCGAGAGCAAGGGAACCGGACUCCUCGGCUGAGGAGGACGAGGGGGUCGACGAGUCGGAGAACCAAGAGGAGGGCUCUCUCGGACGCCAUGGUGGUCACACCACGAGAAACGGCCUCGCAUCCGCAACGCUUCCUGUACGAGUCACAUCUCGUCUCUCGCACUCCACCAGGCCGUCUAUUCCAGUGAAAGCGAGUUCGAAUAGGCAAUUGUCACGACAGACAGGUCGCCCGACUAACAUAAUGCCGCCAACCACGUCGGUGAACGGUCACAGCGAGUCGGUUUCCGGCCUCACAGGACGCCGGGAGCUGGAAAACAUACCGCCGACGCCGACGACGACCGUCACGCAAUGCAACUUGAUGACUCCGGUGCAGAACAGACAGCAGAAACAGGCGCAGCAGCAGCAACAGCAGCAACAACAGCAGCAGCAACUGCAGCAGCAGCAGCAAGCUCAGGUGGAAAAUGGCCGAGGUAGGCGAUCCAAUGUCGUCAAAGAAGUCGAAAGACUGAAGAAGAACAGGGAAGAAAGGAGGCAGCGGCAAGCGGAAUUGAAGGAGGAGAAAGAAGCGCUGAUGAAUCUGGAUCCGGGCAAUCCGAAUUGGGAAUUCCUUGCCAUGAUAAGAGAGUACCAGAAUAGCAUAGAGUUCAGGCCGUUGCGAGAGACCGACGCCGUGGAGGAUCAUCAGAUCACCGUGUGCGUGAGGAAACGGCCUCUCAACAAGAAGGAGCACGCGCGUAAAGAGAUCGACGUGAUCAGCGUGCCCAGCAAGGAUCAGAUGGUGGUGCACGAGCCGAAAUCCAAAGUUGAUCUCACCAAGUAUCUUGAGAACCAGAUCUUCAGAUUCGAUUAUGCAUUUGAUGAGACAUGUAAUAAUGAGAUAGUUUACAAGUACACGGCCAAGCCAUUGGUGCAGACAAUCUUCGAGGGUGGCAUGGCCACGUGCUUCGCGUAUGGCCAAACUGGCAGCGGCAAAACCCAUACAAUGGGCGGUGAUUUCAAUGGCAAGACGCAGGACUGCAAGAAGGGCAUUUACGCCAUGGUUGCCAAAGACGUAUUCAAAUGUCUGAAAUUAGCGAAAUAUCGGCCCUUGAAUUUGGUCAUUUCCGCCAGUUUCUUCGAGAUUUACUCCGGCAAAGUGUUCGAUCUCUUGGCAGACAAGGAAAAACUGAGAGUCUUAGAAGAUGGCAAACAGCAGGUCCAAAUAGUUGGUUUAACAGAGAAGGUUGUGGAGACUUGCGAUGAAGUAUUAAAGUUGAUACAACACGGGAACAGCGCCAGAACAAGCGGUCAAACGAGCGCUAAUUCUAAUUCUUCGAGAUCGCACGCGGUAUUCCAAAUAAUAGCGCGUAUCCCAGGUACACAUAAGGUGCACGGAAAAUUCUCGCUCAUCGAUCUUGCGGGUAAUGAAAGGGGUGCUGACACGUCGUCCGCCAAUAGGCAAACUCGAAUGGAAGGUGCUGAGAUCAAUAAAUCUCUAUUAGCAUUAAAAGAAUGUAUACGUGCGUUAAGUCGUAAAGGUACGCAUUUGCCUUUUAGGGCAAGUAAGCUGACUCAAGUGUUGAGGGACAGUUUUAUCGGCGAAAAAUCAAAAACAUGCAUGAUAGCGAUGAUCAGUCCCGGGAUGAGUUCCUGCGAGCAUUCCCUGAAUACAUUGAGAUACGCCGAUCGAGUGAAGGAAUUGGCAGCAACCGAUCCCACAGAAAUUAAAGCUUCACCGACAGACGAUGAACGGGGCAUGAAGAUCGAGGAACAGGGAAACAACAGCGUAUUAUCAGAUAGUGAUUUAGCGCAACUCCGAUCUCUCAAUGAAGGUGAACUCUCGCAAGAUCUGUACACUUUCCACGAGGCAGUGUCUGCUCUGCAAUUGCUCGAAGAAGAAGUGUUGGAUACGCACAAACUGGUCAUGGAUAAUACAACUAAAUUCCUUAAUGAUUCGCAUAGUGUAUUCAGCGCAACUCACGAGGUGGAUUAUGAUCAAGAAGAUUUGAGGCGGAAAAGAACAAAGUUUGAGUCACCCUACCUGAGGAGUUUCUCGUUGCGUAGACGUCUUAUAGAGAGAAAACUAUUUUCCGAUGCAUAUGCCCAAAAGUGGGAGCAGCUGUUAUUACAGCAGCGUGACAUUCUGAACGCGGCGCUCGACCAAGUCAGCCAGUUCCGCGGGCAGCUCUUGCAGGAGGAACAAAUCAGCCAGAAGAUGACCCGAAUGCGCAACAUCACAACGCGAUACAAUUAAGGAUGUUACCCCUCGCGCGAAAAAAAAAGAAAAAAAAAGACAAAAAGUAAUUAUCUCUCACCGGUGAGAAAAGCCCGCUUCUUAUGUGUGUAUCGACUUUUAAUUACAAGCGCGCGUGAAAAGCAGAUAUACCAUGACACAAGUAUAGUGCGACAAGUCAUAGGAAUGCAAAUUGUAACAAAACUUCGUCUUGCCUUCGAAAAUUGCUACGAAAUGUACAUCGACGAGGGGGCAAAGAGCUCGAUUCGUAAAUUUCAUUCUAAUGAUCUUGUAUCAUAUAACGAUUCUUCUCCGAAUGGUUCUCCGUAGCAAAAUGAUGAAAAGAGAGAAUUCCGCGCAGGGAGGGAGCUGAAGCAUAACAGGCAUAAUAACAUUGAUUGCUUGAGACUUCACAUCAGCGAGAAAUUAAGUAUUUGUUUUUACCGCAUUAUGGAUUCGUUCGCCUCGACCGGAGACGACGAAGAAUUUUUUAGUCAGGAUUUCUUUCGUGCCUCUUUUAGUUUGGAAAACCGUAGGAAAUUUUAAGUGAAUACGGAGUCGCUCGCGAAGAUGGUAAACGUACACGUUUUAUUUUAAUUCGGAAACCAAGUUUUCACCAGUACGUAAUUGCAUACUUUAGAGGUGAGCUCUUACAUGUUUUCGGGCCGCACCGAGACCAUCGCAGAAAUUUUAAGCCGUCAACGACACGUCGAUAUUCUCAUUAUACCAUUUGUUCGUCUUCGAAAUGCAAAGCACCAUCGCGAAUGAUAAUGCGUAAGCUAUUAACGACAUCAGAUUAACACAAUCAGUUUUUAGGCUAUAGAAUGCUAGGUGUAUUAUUACGAGGGACCCAAUGUAUUGUUGGAUGAAGAAAAAGCCUUAGUAAGCCGAUUUGCCAAGAAGAGCAGAGAUAUAUCACACGAUACAUUUUGCACACGUACAUUAACAUAUGCAGAUGCAUACAUACCCACACAUAGAGUGAGUGGUCGACUCUUUCAUAAAACCAAAUAACGACUGAUUUCGAGAGAAAAAAGAAAGAUGUAAUUCUUUAGCUCAUAAGAAGGAAACUAUAUUCAGCGGCGCUCAUUCGGAUAUUUAAGUUUCUUAGUAUUAAUAUCGUCGACGGCAUCAAACAGUCCUCAUUUUUUUCUUACAUUAUUAAAAAUAUGAGAUUAAAAUCUUCAUUUGAUUUGUCAACGCAUACUCUUGUAUUUUCUUCCUUACUCUACUGAAUUGCACAUUCGCAAAGCGAUCUCGACAUGCGUGCAAGCUUCACAAAGCUUUACUACUAAAAUACGUCCAACGGAAUAUCGUCUAUUUUUAUCACGAUUAUAACGAUUAUUGCGAAGUUAACGUUCUCUCUAUGGACACAGUUUCUUUAAGCAAAGGAGAUCGCAUAUUCGUAAGAUAUAAAACAAUAAAUUCUCAAUCUAUCC